Lycium barbarum (goji berry) is the source of this 974-nucleotide messenger RNA. Its product is annotated as NAD(P)H dehydrogenase (quinone) FQR1-like. Gene Ontology annotation, molecular function: FMN binding; NAD(P)H dehydrogenase (quinone) activity. NCBI's taxonomy places the organism in Eukaryota, Viridiplantae, Streptophyta, Magnoliopsida, Solanales, Solanaceae. The coding region runs from base 136 to 747 and encodes 203 amino acids. The record is from RefSeq and is a predicted model, not a curated record. The transcript is spliced from 4 exons.
UUAGGCUAUUUGGGUUCCCCCCGGCACUAUAUAAGUAGCAAUGGCCUCCCCACUAUCUUCCAUUCCACCAUUCUCUUUUCUUUGUAUUCCAACAACUCAUUCAUUCACCUAACACUUUCUCACAACAUCCCUUCAAUGGCAACCAAAGUCUACAUUGUUUACUACUCCAUGUAUGGACAUGUCGAGAAGCUAGCACAAGAGAUAAAGAAAGGAGCCGCAUCAGUUGAAGGCGUAGAAGCCAAACUAUGGCAGGUACCAGAAACUCUUUCAGAAGAGAUUCUUGGAAAGAUGGGUGGACCAGCGAAAGGCGAUGCACCAAUUAUCACACCCAAUGACCUUACUGAAGCUGACGGUUUUGUGUUUGGGUUUCCAACAAGAUUUGGGAUGAUGGCUGCUCAGUUCAAGGCAUUUCUUGAUGCCACUGGUGGUCUCUGGAGAACUCAGUCGCUUGCAGGCAAGCCAGCUGGCCUUUUCUUCAGCACUGGCUCUCAAGGAGGUGGCCAAGAGACUACCGCGUUGACAGCAAUUACACAGCUUGUUCACCACGGAAUGAUCUUUGUUCCAAUCGGUUACACAUUUGGAGCUGGCAUGUUCGAGAUGGAGAAGAUUAAAGGUGGAAGUCCCUAUGGUGCUGGAACUUUUGCUGGAGAUGGCUCUAGACAGCCAACAGAGCUUGAACUGGAGCAAGCCUUCCACCAGGGAAAAUACAUUGCCACCAUCACAAAGAAGCUCAAAGGCUCUGCCUAAUUGUUUCACUACAAGUCUACAAUUGUAGUAUUGCAUUCUACUGUUCAUUUUUUCCCAAUGGCUGCUACACCUUGUUUUAAAUUUAAGUUGCAUUUCUACUGAACUAAACAAUAAGUGAUUUCCUAUUGUAUCAGAAUAUUUAUAGGGUAAUUUGUCGGUGUCUGUCACAGUUUACAGAGGUUGGUUUACAUGUUUUAUGAAUCAUACUUAAUAUUUUUCCCCUUUCA